CCGACCCCCUCACCCAGGACAAGGCCAAGGGGCUACUGGACAAGGCCCUCGCACAGAGACCAGACUACAUCAAGGCAGUGGUCAAGAAAGCAGAACUACUCAGCCGGGAGCAGAUGUACGACGAGGGCAUCACGUUGCUAAGGAACACGUUAGCCAAUCAGAGCGACUGUGUGCUGCACAGGAUGCUGGGAGAUUUCCUAUUCGCCGUCCAGGAGUACCAGGAGUCAAUCGACCAAUACAGCAUAGCACUCAGCCUGGACCCCAAUGACCAGAAGUCGUUGGAGGGGAUGCAGAAGAUGGAGAAGGAGGAGUCUCCGAUGGACGCCACGGUGGAGCUGGAUGGAGACGACAUGGAGGGCAGCGGAGAAGACGCAGAGCUGGAGGGCAGCGACAGCGAAGCAGCGCAGUGGGCAGACCAGGAGCAGUGGUUUGGAAUGCAGUGAUGAAGACACACACACACACACACACACACACACACACACACACACACACACACACACACACACACACACACACACACACACACACACACACACACACACACACACACACACAGACACCAAAAUCCCUCUCAACUCUCAAUAUCCCAGUCGAUUGGCUUUUUCCUCUCUCUCUCUCUUACUGUGCCGUUCAUCUUAUUAAUUUGCAUAUGUGCCUGGAAGUGUGUGUGUGUGUGCGUGUGUGUGUGUGUGCUCGCACGUGUGUGUGUGUGUGUGCUCGCACGCGUGUGCGUGUGCGUGUGUGUGUGUUGUGCGCGCAUGUGUGUGUGUGUGUGUGUGUGUGCGCGUGUGCGUGCGUGUGUGUGUGUUGGUCUCUUGGUUUCCUAACACCUUUUAGCAGUGUAUUUGCUAAAGUAAAAACAUGUACAGGUAUGCUGCCCUACAAAGGAGCCAAGUGCAGAAACCACGUACUCGGGGCCGGAUUAAGAUGGCCUGGGGCCCCUAGGCUACAGGUUGCUCUUGGGCCCCCCGGAAGUCAAAUACUGCGACAAAUGUACAUAGACAGUGUCAUAAUUAUGAGCUAAGAAGUAAGGAUAGCAUGUCUACCAACUGUACUGAACACAGCAGAUACAUUUUCAACAUUGUGUCUUGUCACAAUUUAGUACUUUCCACUUUUGGCCAAUCAGGGGCCCCCUGGCAGGUGGGGGCCCUAAGCUUCAGCCAUAUCUAGCCUAUGCAUUAAUCCGGGGCUGCACUUACUGCACUGUGUCCAAAUUAAGUUCUGCCUGAAAAUGGUCUUCAUGACGCCUCCUUUAUCUUGUGACAAAGCCUUAUGGUCCAAACGUGUCCCGUGUUAUAUAAAUUGCUGUGUAAAAACUGCAAUAACUACAAUAUCCAACCUAAUACCAAGGGGUCAAAGACGAGCAAAAUGAAAUUGUCAUUCAGUGUUACGGAUACCUUCUGCUGACUGUAACUGUUAAAAAAAAACAAAAAAAACAUGAUUUUUAAAUUGUUUCAAGUGAAUGGAUGACAGCCGAGGCUUUCAUGAAUUCACUGGAAAAAUAAAUAAAAUA
Messenger RNA from Engraulis encrasicolus (European anchovy), 1513 nucleotides. RefSeq names its product anaphase-promoting complex subunit 7-like. Gene Ontology annotation, molecular function: protein binding. NCBI's taxonomy places the organism in Eukaryota, Metazoa, Chordata, Actinopteri, Clupeiformes, Engraulidae. The record is from RefSeq and is a predicted model, not a curated record. Bases 114 to 443 code for a protein of 109 amino acids. The transcript has 3 exons.